Molecule: messenger RNA, 1434 nt
Organism: Mercenaria mercenaria
Lineage: Eukaryota; Metazoa; Mollusca; Bivalvia; Venerida; Veneridae
Product: receptor-type tyrosine-protein phosphatase eta-like
Exons: 5
Molecular function (GO): protein binding
Source: RefSeq, a predicted model, not a curated record
GACCGCUGCCUCUUGCUGACGCAGGACGUAUCGGCAGUGUUACCGAACAAAGUUUUGUAGUCACAUGGAAAAAUAAUCAGAACUUAAGUUAUACUCAUUACCAUAUCGUCAUAUCUCCUGUAUCAACAUCUCUUAACGCCACGUGUGAAACUCUGGAAAAUGGCAACUGUACAUUGCUACGCAAAAAUAAGGUUACAUCUCUAGAAUUCGAAGGACUCGAUCCAGGAACAAAUUAUUCAGUGAUAAUCUACACCUCAGUUGCCGGUUUGAUAAGUGAAGCAGGAACAGAGAACCAUACAUACACAAGACCUCUGCCUGUUGCUGUACGUAUCGGCAAUGUUACCGAGCAGAGUUUCGCAGUCACGUGGAAGGAUAACAACAGUUUAAGUUAUACUCAUUACCAUAUUGUCAUAUCUCCUGUAUCAACAUAUCUUAAUGCCACGUGUGAAACUCUGGAAAAAGGCAACUGUACAUUGCUACGCAAAAAUAAUAUAACAUCUCUAGAAUUCGAAGGACUCGAUCCAGGAACAAACUAUUCAGUUAUUAUCUACACCUCAGUUGCCGGUUUAAUAAGUGAAGCAGGACCAGAGAAUCAUACAUACACAAAGCCAGAAGACGUAGAACUAAAAGAAGUAAAGAUUGUAAAAAUUACUGAACAUAGCAUUACAGUACAAAUGGUUCCAAGUUUGGAUAAAAAAUGUACAAAGUACCGGAUCUGGAUUGCAAACGAUAUUAAUAAUUCAGUGAAAGAAAUUUAUAGAAAUGAAACAGCAAACGUCACAAAAACCUUUCACAAUUUAACUGGCGGCGUUCUCUAUACUUUCUCAGUAAUUGCCGUUGCUGGACAGUUCAACAGCACAAACGCUUUAGUGUUUCAGAAUUACACAAGACCAAAUAAUCCGUUUCGAGUGUCAGUUAUCGACAAUGGUGAAACCAGUUUAACGGCAGAGUGGUCAACCAAUGAAUCAGACACAACAGACAUAAUUGUACUUAGUAUUUCUUCACCAAAAUUUAUACCAGUACAUGUUGCCCGGAACGGAUCCUCCGAUGGAACCUAUGUAUUCCAAAAUCUGACAGCAGGAACGAAGUACAAUAUAUCUGUCUUUACCAUUAUCGACAAAUUGUAUAGCGAAUAUCCUUCAACAACGAUCAGCUAUACAAGACCAAAUAAUCCGUUUCGAGUGUCAGUUAUCGACCAUGGUGAAACAUAUUUAACGGUACAGUGGUCAACCAAUGAAUCACACACAACAGACAUAAUUGUACUGAGUAUUUCUCAACCCAAAUUUAUACCAGUACCUGUAGCCCGGAAAGGAUUCUCCAAUGGAACCUAUGUAUUCCAAAAUCUGACAGCAGGGACAAAGUACAAUAUAUCUGUCUUUACCAUUAUCGACACAUUGUAUAGCGAAUAUCCUUCAACAACGAUCAGCUAUACAA